Messenger RNA from Phytophthora infestans T30-4, 483 nucleotides. RefSeq lists its product as uncharacterized. The record is from RefSeq and is a predicted model, not a curated record. Bases 1 to 483 code for a protein of 160 amino acids. Lineage: Eukaryota; Oomycota; Peronosporomycetes; Peronosporales; Peronosporaceae. The transcript has 6 exons.
AUGGCUGAGCGUAUAGUUAAAUAUUGGAGCGACAAAAACGAACAAGCGUACGCGGAUUGGUUCAAAAGCCAGUAUUUGGGCGCUCUAUGGGUCCCGUUCCCAGCGAAAUGGUUGAACACGCACGAAUUCUGGCUGUUCGGUCACGAUAUCGCUGUGAUUCAGAUAAGCCGCACCCCGGCAGCUUCGGUCGUCGAUGCGUCUGUGCCACUGGACGUGGCGCCCACUCCAUUGCUGCUCACCCGUAGCGAGUUCGCUGUCGUAGAGCUGCAGCCAGUGGACUCUGCGCUAUCAAACCAAUUGUUCAGCUAUAAGCUGGAUCCCAAUGGAUUGCUUAUCACUGUGACGGCGGACGAUCACUGGUACCUACGCUGGGAGCGCCUUAUAGAAAUGGAAAUCAAAAGCACGUGCGAGUGGUAUAUUCGAGGUUGCCGCUCUCCAGACUGGCCGUUUUGCCACUUUACAGUGCUAAACGCUAAGCGAUGA